GGUGAAUCUGGGAAAAGCACAAUUGUCAAGCAAAUGAAGAUUAUCCAUGAAGCUGGUUAUUCAGAAGAAGAAUGUAAACAGUACAAAGCUGUUGUCUACAGUAACACCAUUCAGUCCAUUAUUGCUAUCAUUAGAGCAAUGGGGAGGUUGAAGAUAGACUUUGGUGAUCCAGUCAGGGCUGAUGAUGCUCGUCAGCUCUUUGUGUUGGCUGGAGCAGCAGAAGAAGGAUUUAUGACUGCAGAGCUUGCUGGAGUUAUCAAGAGACUGUGGAAAGACAGUGGAGUCCAAGCUUGUUUCAACAGAUCUCGAGAAUAUCAGCUCAACGACUCUGCUGCCUAUUACUUGAAUGACUUGGACAGGAUAGCACAAACCAGCUACAUUCCAACUCAACAGGACGUUCUCAGGACGAGAGUGAAAACUACAGGAAUAGUGGAAACUCACUUUACUUUCAAAGAUCUUCAUUUUAAAAUGUUUGAUGUUGGAGGCCAAAGAUCAGAGCGGAAGAAGUGGAUUCAUUGUUUUGAGGGUGUUACAGCAAUUAUUUUUUGUGUGGCUCUAAGCGAUUAUGACUUGGUUUUGGCUGAAGAUGAGGAAAUGAAUCGGAUGCAUGAAAGCAUGAAGUUGUUUGACAGUAUCUGCAACAACAAAUGGUUCACAGACACUUCUAUUAUUCUCUUCCUGAACAAGAAAGAUCUGUUUGAAGAAAAAAUCAAAAGGAGUCCUCUCACUAUUUGCUACCCUGAAUAUGCAGGGUCAAACACUUAUGAAGAAGCAGCUGCUUACAUUCAGUGUCAGUUUGAGGAUCUGAACAAGAGAAAAGACACAAAGGAAAUCUACACUCACUUCACGUGUGCCACAGACACAAAAAAUGUGCAGUUUGUUUUCGAUGCUGUAACUGAUGUCAUUAUUAAAAAUAACCUUAAAGACUGUGGCCUCUUCUGAGAACAGACAAAAGGUUGUUAAAUGGUUUGAAGAUUGACUUCGCACAAUUCUAAUCUGAUUCUUUUCAAGGUGAAAGAAGUACAAAACACAUUGUGCAGAAUGAUAGAUCAGUACUGUACUUGCCUGUUUUAACAGCUUUAUUUAUGUUUGUCUUGUAAAUUUAAGUAAUUAGUUAACACUGAGAUGUCAGUUGAUUGUAUGUAAACUUACAAUUGUAGUAAUGUAUUUGUAUAAACGUUGAACGAAA
Messenger RNA from Acanthisitta chloris (rifleman), 1189 nucleotides. Its product is annotated as guanine nucleotide-binding protein G(i) subunit alpha-1. The coding region runs from base 34 to 942 and encodes 302 amino acids. NCBI's taxonomy places the organism in Eukaryota, Metazoa, Chordata, Aves, Passeriformes, Acanthisittidae. The transcript has 8 exons. Gene Ontology annotation, cellular component: heterotrimeric G-protein complex. Gene Ontology annotation, biological process: adenylate cyclase-modulating G protein-coupled receptor signaling pathway. The record is from RefSeq and is a predicted model, not a curated record. Gene Ontology annotation, molecular function: GTPase activity; GTP binding; G-protein beta/gamma-subunit complex binding.